AUUUUUGGGUAAAAGAAAUUAUUAAAUCUAAAUUCACAGAUGAAGAUAAACAAAAACUCAAUAAGCUUAGAGAAGAACAUAUCAGAGAAUUGGAACAAACUCAACCUGGUACAAAUGAUUUCAAUCAGAUAAAUGAAGGAAUAUGUGAUGAAAAACAAAUUGGUCCUUUAGAAAUAGGAAGACGUUGGUUUAGAGAAAUAAGAGAUAGUAGAAAUCUAACUGAACAACAGAAAGUUAUGUUGAAUAUAAAGCAUGAUGAACAAUUAAAAGCAUUAUCAAAUAAACAAUAUGAUAAAAUCAGUGAAGAAAUCCCUAAAAUUGAUGCUGCAACUCCGUUAAAUAAUAGACAACGUAUAGAUAUUGCAAUUCGAGAGCUGAAAAAUGAGAACUUUAUAGGAAAUAGAAAUAUUAACAUAUUACAACAAAUGAGAAGAGGAAGAUAUCAAUUAAUUGAAAAAGAGUCUGAAAUUGAGAGAUAUAAUAGAUACAGAAGGCAAAUCACAAACUUUUACAAUAAUAGACAAGUUGUUCCACUUUCAAAUAAUAAUACCCUUGCAAACAACAUUGAAAGACUCAAUCAAACUCUAAUGGAAAGUGAUAGAAUUAAAAAUGAUCUAGUCAAUUUGAGGAAACAUAGAUAUAAUACUUUACUAUAUAACAUUCUUGAAAAUGAAAUGAAAGAAGAUAAUGAUAAACAAUCAUUCGAAGAUGGUGAAAAGUAUGAUCAGUUAAUCCAAACCUUGGAACAAGAUUUUCUAGAUUCAUCAUGUACUAUAGAACAACUACAAGAGUUGAGGAAACAACUGUUUUCAGAACAAAAAAUAAAAUUAAAUCAAAAAAGAAUAGAUAAUAAAUAUCCUUAUAGAGAUUACAUCGAAACAUUAUUAGAUGGUGAUUAUUUUGAUAAUAAAAUAAAUAAAUUAACAGACUCAAAUGAAAAAUAUAUUCUACAAAACCUUUGUAGAAGAACUGCUGAAAUCUAUAAAGAUAAAGAACAAGACCAAUAUUUUAUUGAUAAAUCAAAUAAACAAUUUCAUUCAAUAUGUGAUAUUGAAGAUGUAAAUGAAUUUGUUAAUAACAUAAUCAAGAAAAAUUAUCUUUACAAACAGAUAAAAGAAAUAUUCGAUCAAGAAGAUGAUAUCGCUAGAAAAGAAGAUGAUUUUGAGCAACCAGAUAAUAAAAAACAAAAACAAGCACCUAGAAAAAUGAAAAAUGUAAGAGAAGGCAUCAACAUAAUUAUUCCCAAAACAAGACUAUUCCUAAUGAGACAAGGUUAUCAAACAUUAGAUAUAAAAAUAUGUGUAGAAGAACUUUUAAAAUUAUAUAAAGCUAUCAUAAUCGCCUCUGAUAAAGAAAUUAGUUUUUUGAGAAGCUUGUUGUUAAAUAAUAUCAUUAAAUACUCAGAUCCAUCAAUAUUUAACAGAUACGAUAUAAAAUCAGAACAAAAUAAUAAAUUUUUUAUUAAUUCAAGAACAAUAACAAAACAACAUUUCCUUGAUAUAGUGUUCAAAAUUCUAAUCAAAAGAGACAGAGAUCUUAGAUUAGAUGAGAAAAUAGGAAACAUCUUUGAUGAUACUGAAGUUUAA
Cetraspora pellucida is the source of this 1586-nucleotide messenger RNA. The record is from the annotation of a GenBank genome assembly. Lineage: Eukaryota; Fungi; Glomeromycota; Glomeromycetes; Diversisporales; Gigasporaceae.